UGUCACUUCCGUCAAAAAUACAACAAAUGGGUUAAAUGUUAGCAUGCCGUGAUGUGAGAGCUAAUUCAAACUUAUCAAACGAUAUAUGUGUGUUUAGCUAAGCAAAACUGCGAUUCGACUGGUUUCAGUACAACACCAGAUCCAUGGUCUCAUGGAGCCAUCCACAAAGCCUGGGACCAAUCAGGUGGCUGAUGUGGUGUUUGUUAUAGAAGGGACGGCGAACCUCGGACCUUACUUUGAAUCUCUACGGAAAAAUUAUAUACUUCCAGCUAUUGAAUAUUUCAAUGGAGGGCCCCCAGCAGAAACAGAUUUUGGUGGAGAUUAUGGAGGGACACAGUACGGUCUUGUGGUGUUCAACACAGUAGACUGCGCUCCAGAGUCAUAUGUGCAGUGUCACGCACCAACCAGCUCUGCCUUUGAGUUUGUCUCAUGGAUCGACAGCAUCCAGUUCAUGGGAGGUGGAGCAGAAAGCUGCAGUCUGAUAGCAGAGGGACUCUCUGUGGCCUUGCAGCUGUUUGAUGACUUUAAGAAGAUGAGGGAGCAAAUAGGUCAAACCCACAAGGUGUGUGUUCUGCUGUGUAACUCUCCUCCAUACCUGCUUCCUGCUGUGGAGAGUGUCAGCUACACCGGCUGCACGGCAGAUAACUUGGUCAAAAUCAUCAGAGAUAGAGGAAUCCACUUCUCUGUUGUGGCUCCACGGAAACUGCCUGCUCUCCGGUCUCUGUUUGAGCGGGCUUCUCCAGUAGGAGGCGCUGGUGACCCCCAUCCAGACUACAGUCAGGACCCCUUCCACAUGGUCUUAGUCAGAGGCAUCUCCCUUCCUGUUUCCUCAGGUGGAGGCCCUGGGCCGCUCAAACCUGUCCUCCCUCCUCAGCCAUUGGCUCCCAGUCAGCCUCUUGGAGGGGCUUCUCAGCCGCCUCCACCCAUUAACCCGACCCACCCUUAUCAGAAUCCGACCCCCAUGACUGCUGCUCAGGUGGCGGCACAGAUGGCCGUGGAGGCAGCCAACAAUCAGAAAAGUCGCUUCCCAGGGAUGGUCAAUCAAGGUCCUCCGUUCGCCCAACAGCCAACCCUCCCAUCAGUGGCUGGGGUGAAGCUCAAUGUGCCCAGCAUUGCAACCGUCACUACAUCAACACAGCCCAUGAUGCCACAGCAACAAGUUCCUCCCAAUCAGCAGCAGCCUGUCCCCCCCCCAGGACUGCCCCAGCAGCCACAGGCCCCGCCCCAGCAGCAGCCCCCCGUCAACCUUCCCAUCGUGCCUUCUGCACAGCCCAACAUGCCUGGUGUUUCUGUACCUCAAGGCAAUGCAAACCCAAGCGGACAGCAGCAAAGUGUGGCCAAUAAGAUUGUAGCAUGGACCGGUGUUCUGGAGUGGCAAGAGAAGCCUAAAGCCGCUUCGAUGGAUUCAACCACCAAACUGACGCGUUCUCUGCCAUGUCAGGUGCACGUUAACCAAGGGGAAAAUCUAAACACAGAGCAGUGGCCACAGAAACUCAUCAUGCAGCUGAUUCCACAACAACUCCUGACAACCUUAGGUCACCUGUUCAGAAACUCUCGAAUGGUUCAGUUUCUCUUCACCAACAAAGACAUGGAGUCGUUGAAAGGCCUGUACCGCAUUAUGGCCAACGGCUUUGCGGGAUGCGUUCACUUCCCUCACACCACUUCUCCCUGUGAAGUGAGGGUGCUGAUGCUGCUCUACUCGUCCAAAAAGAGAAUAUUCAUGGGACUCAUUCCCAACGAUCAGAGCGGCUUCGUCAAUGGCAUCCGGCAAGUCAUCACCAAUCACAAGCAGGUCCAGCAGCACAGAGCGCAGUUGGGCGGUGCAGGUCCGAUGCAGCCUGGUCAGGUCGCCCCCAACCAGAACUUCCUCAACAGACCUCCUGGCCCAAUUCCAGUCUCCCACGGCAACGUUCAGCAGCAGUCUGUGGUGGUGGGCAUGCCCCCUGUUAGUCAGGUCUCUAUGAUGGAGGAGCAGCAGAGGCAAAACAACAUGAUGGCCAUGAGAGCAACCGGACCAACCAACCAACAGCCGUCAGUCGGAGGUGCUCCACCCAACCAGGUGGCACAAGGCGGACAGGCCCAAGCCCAGGGUCCCAUCCUCCGCCUCUCAAACCCAGGAGCCAACCCGCAGCUCCGCAGCCUCCUCCUCAGCCAACAGCAGCCACAGGGUGGGGUGUCUCACAUGCAAGGCAUGAUGUCUCACCAGGGCUUAGGGCAGCAGUUGGUCCAUCCGACACCAGGAGGGGGGGCUCAAAUGCAGAGCCAGUGGAGGCAGCCCUUGCCAGGUCAGAUGCUGAUGUCUGGAGGUCAGAGAGGCGCGGCCCCCCCAGCCCCCAGUGCAAUGGACGAUGAAAUCCUCAUGGACCUUAUCUGAUUGAGCAUUGUGGAGUCAGGAACUGACAUUUUUGUUGAAACUCUGCAUCCAAUUUUCCAAUUUGGACACAUGCAUCCGCUCUGUUAUUUGUAUUGCUACAAAUGUUCAACAAAGUUAAGGGACACAUCAUGAAUAGUUUUAAGUUUUUUUCUUUUACAGGACUGAAAAGCUGAAGUUAAUUAGGGGCAGAUAAUGAACGUUUUUCAUGGAAAUGGUCAAACCAACAGCAUGCUAAUCCUCCAUGCUUCUCACUUAAAGACGCCAAACCAUCUGAAACAGUAAAUGAUGUGAUGCUUCUGGAAACUCUGCUUUUCUAUACGUGUUUUUUUUAGAAUAUUAUCAUUACAAUAUGAAAUAGUGUUAUUUUUUUUUCUUUGAGAUUUUACUUUUUUUCUUAUUUUUGAUAAAGUUGUCUCAUGAGAAUAAAAUGAUGAAGUAUA
Trematomus bernacchii (emerald rockcod) is the source of this 2814-nucleotide messenger RNA. It is a transcript of the gene med25, whose product is annotated as mediator complex subunit 25. Gene Ontology annotation, cellular component: transcription regulator complex; mediator complex. Gene Ontology annotation, biological process: positive regulation of transcription by RNA polymerase II. The transcript has 20 exons. Bases 152 to 2374 code for a protein of 740 amino acids. NCBI's taxonomy places the organism in Eukaryota, Metazoa, Chordata, Actinopteri, Perciformes, Nototheniidae. The record is from RefSeq and is a predicted model, not a curated record.